AGUUAAAUCUUAUUUAAAAAUCAAAUGAAAACGUUUACAUGAAAUAAGGUUAUAAAAAGGUGUUUGUUUUUCCUCUGAAACUUGGACUUAUACCUGUUGCUCCAUAGAUUUCACUUCAGGAUCUUUUUAACGACAUGACUGUCUUAUAAUGCCUCUGUUUAUAUUUUUAUGUAUGCAAUCAUAGUCUAGACAGACAAGAAGCUCAACAGUUCCAGGUUAUUUUGGAUACUGAACUCAGUAUAGAGCUGGUGUUUGUAUUAAUAAAAACAUGCCGCUAUGAAGCUGGCUUGUUGCGUGUGGCUGCCAUCUAGUGGUGAAAGCACCACAUUGUCACGUGUUGUUGUUAUGUGUAUGUGGUGACCGCUAGCUGAUGAGUGAUGGAAGUAGAACAAGCUGAAUUUAAUUUUGAAAUGCAUGGUGACGUCAAACAAAACGGCGUAAUGAAAUAAAAGGUGUUCCUUGAAAUGUAUGCACGUCGAUAGCAGGCGGUCAUCGCUGCUACACGGACUGACAAACCCGGAGUGUUGUGGAGCAGGGCUGCUUUAGCAGCCAGCCAAGAUGGACACCGCUGAGGAAGCGGAUAUCUGCCGGGUAUGUCGCUCAGAGGGGACCCAGGACAAGCCCCUCUACCACCCUUGUGUUUGCACUGGCAGCAUCAAGUUCAUUCAUCAGGAAUGCUUACUGCAGUGGCUAAAACACAGUAGAAAAGAAUACUGUGAAUUAUGCAAACACAGGUUUGCAUUUACACCAAUCUACUCUCCAGACAUGCCAUCUCGUCUGCCUGUGCAGGACAUCUUUGCAGGGCUGGUCACCAGUAUCGGAACCGCCAUCAGAUACUGGUUCCACUACACGCUGGUGGCCUUUGCCUGGUUAGGUGUGGUACCUCUCACAGCAUGUCGUAUCUACAAGUGUUUAUUUACCGGCUCCGUGAGCUCUCUCCUUACCCUGCCAUUAGACAUGCUCUCAACGCAAAACCUGCUCGCUGACUGCCUCCAGGGCUGUUUUGUGGUCACAUGCACAUUGUGUGCCUUCAUCAGCCUGGUGUGGCUCAGAGAGCAGAUUGUCCAUGGUGGUGCUCCCCAGUGGUUGGAGCAGAAUCAACCUCCACUGGUUCCUAAUCAGCCUAACGGCCCUGCACCAGCUAAUGAGGGUGCAGGCGGUAAUGCCCAGGCUCCUGCAGAUGCUGAAGCUGCCAGGAACCCUGCAGAGCUUGCUCCAGAUGGGCUGGCACCUGCCAACGCACAUGAAGCCGGCAACCAUGAUGAGGCAGAACUGGAUGAUGAGGAGGAGGAUGAUGAAGACGAUGAAGGGGAGGAAGAUGAAGAGGACGAGGAGGAUGAGGAAGGCAGGGAAGAUGAUGCUGCUGAUGCCAAUAAUGGAGGACAAGAAGAUUUGAACUGGAAUGCACUGGAGUGGGACCGUGCAGCAGAGGAGCUGACCUGGGAGAGGAUGCUAGGACUGGAUGGUUCCCUAGUUUUCUUGGAACAUGUCUUCUGGGUCGUGUCUCUCAACACACUCUUUAUUCUGGUCUUUGCUUUUUGCCCUUAUCACAUUGGUCAUUUCUCAGUGGUUGGACUUGGUUUUGAGGACUAUAUCAAAGCAUCACACUUUGACGGCCUCAUCACCACCAUACUGGGGUACAUCCUCCUGGCUGGAGCCCUGAUUGUCUGCCAUGCCCUGGCUUCGUUAGUGAAGUUCCAGCGGUCCAGACGCCUGCUGGGUGUCUGCUACAUUGUUGUCAAGGUGUCCCUGCUGGUUGCCAUGGAGAUAGGCUUGUUCCCACUUAUUUGCGGCUGGUGGCUCGACAUUUGUUCACUGGAGAUGUUUGAUGCCACACUCAAGGACAGGGAGCAGAGUUUUGACUCCGCUCCUGGCACCACCAUGUUCCUCCACUGGCUGGUUGGUAUGGUCUAUGUCUUCUACUUCGCCUCCUUCAUCCUUCUGCUCAGAGAGGUGCUCCGGCCAGGUGUGCUGUGGUUCUUAAGGAACCUGAACGAUCCAGACUUCAACCCAGUCCAAGAGAUGAUCCACCUGCCCAUCUACAGACACCUGCGGAGGUUCAUACUCUCUGUGGUGGUGUUUGGCUCCAUUGUUCUCCUGAUGCUUUGGCUUCCUAUCAGAAUCAUUAAGCUGCUCCUCCCAAACUUCCUUCCCUACAACGUCAUGCUUUAUAGCGAUGCACCGGUCAGCGAGCUGUCGUUGGAGCUGCUGCUGCUUCAGGUGGUGCUGCCAGCAUUAUUGGAGCAGGGUCACACUCGCCAGUGGCUCAAACGCCUCAUCCACGCCUGGACAUUCACAGCUGGAUAUGUGCUUGACCUUCACUCAUACCUGCUGGGAGACCAUGAAGAUGAUGAUGACAACCAGCAAAAUAACCCUCCUGGUCGCCUUAACAACCACCGGAUCCCGGGCCUGGGGGAGGGGCUUCACGCUGCCCAUCAGGCCAUUCUGCAGCAGGGUGGCCCUGUUGGCUUCCAGCCGUACCACCGGCCCAUCAACUUCCCCCUAAAGAUCAUUCUGCUGGUUGUCUUCAUGUGUGUCACAUUGUUACUAGCCAGUCUGAUCUGCCUCACACUGCCAGUGUUUGUGGGUCGUUGGCUGAUGUCCUUCUGGAUGGGCAGUGCCGUGGUUCAUGAGCUGUACACAGCAGCCAGCGGUCUGUACGUCUGCUGGCUGUCCAUUCGAGCCGCCACAGUGCUGCUUUCCUGGAUGCCACAGGGACGGACGGUCAUCAUUCUCAAAGUCCACGAGUGGACAGUCAUGAUCCUUAAGACGUUGGUGGUAGCCAUGCUGUUAGCUGGGGUAAUUCCUCUGCUGUUGGGUCUGCUGUUUGAGCUGGUCAUUGUUGCUCCUCUCAGAGUCCCACUGGACCAGACACCUCUCUUCUACCCCUGGCAGGACUGGGCGUUGGGUGUGCUUCAUGCUAAAAUCAUCGCUGCUGUAACACUGAUGGGCCCUCAGUGGUGGCUCAAAACUGUUAUCGAGCAGGUGUAUGCUAACGGUAUCAGAAAUAUUGAUCUCCAUUUCAUUGUGCGUAGGCUGGCUGCUCCCGUCAUCUGCGUGCUGCUGCUGUGUCUCUGUGUGCCCUACACAAUCUCUAAAGUUGUUGCACCACUGUUGGGUGUGCAGCCAGAGAUGCAGACGCUGGUGGAGAGGAGAAUCUACCCGUUCCUGCUGAUGGUGCUCGUUCUGUUGGCUAUCCUGUCCUUUCAGAUACGACAGUUCAAACGCCUCUACGAACACAUCAAAAAUGACAAGUACCUGGUUGGACAGCGACUGGUGAACUAUGAACGUAAGGCAGGCAGGAUGUCCUCGUCCUCCUACAGCACCUCCUCAUAGACCUGAUUGUGCUGUGGGAUCAGUGGAGCUGACUCACUCAAGCCCACUGCUGUGAGCCACCGUCGGCUCCUGCUGUGACACCUUUCUUGUUUUCUCUGCUCGGCUGUCGGCUUCAAGUGGAGCCUUUAAACUUUAGAGUGCAGCAGAGUCCUUUAGUUCACCAACACGCUGCAGUCGCAGGCUGGGACGUCAGAGAGUGAAGUCAAAACCAGAAAGUCUCACCAAACCUGCAGAAACUGACUGUCCAUCCUGGUAAAUCUUCUGUGUCCAUCGCAGCUGAUGUUUUCAUUUCUAUUUACUUUGUUUUUUAAAAAAAAAAACUUUGUGUUGAAGUUGAUAUGAGCAGAGCGUUUACCUCAAACCGUGCUUCCCUUUGAAUGUUGUAAAAUAUUGUUUAGGUCACACUUUGUGUAGAGCCGUGCACGAGUACAACAAGAAUGCCUCCCUGGUCCCGUUUGCAUCGAUGAGUUUUCCUCACGACACCCUUUAUCAGAAUGAAGUUCAGCGAUGAGGAGGGACAUGAAUGAUGUGGCAAUGUGAUUGUAUUUUUUUUUCUUCUUCUUUUUAGCUGGUUUUUAUUGUGUGUUCAUUGAUUUUUAGUCUUAUAUUUCUGGAGUGAGCUGGUAGAUAGCCCUCUGAGAAUUUGAAAAGAGAAUUAGACUUCUCUGUGGGUACAGUCGCCAAGGACAUGCUGUUUUUUGGUGUUUGAGGCACAGUCCUGAGAGUUUUACCAUCAGGUGGUUUUAAACAAAGCUAAUUCACCUUCUAGAUAGGAGAGGUCAAACACCUGAAAAGUCAGAGCAGAACAAGUGCGUUUUCAGCUCCUUUUUACACUUCAAAUGUGUUUCACGUGCAAACGGCACAGGGACACAGCAGGCGUUUCAGCUCAUUUCUGCAAAUGAGCUGAAACAGGCUGAGGAGCAAAGCGGCCACAGAGGCAAACAGUUUACGCCAUGGCUGCCACCAUCUGUGACGUGACUGUAUUUCUUUACGCCAAAAUAAAAUGCCAGACUGUAUUUUUUUUUUUUUUUUUUUUUUUUUUAAUUUAAACUUUUUCAUUUACACACUGCAAAUCAGUUUGAGUUUCAGUACAGACGGUGGAGCGUAACUGGAGGGAAAACGAUGUUUUUCCCAGCUUAAACUGGGGAAACCUGCUGAGAACACUUGAGAAUGUGUUUGUUACACGCUCAGAGGGACUUAAACAUGACAGAGCUGGCAGUGCUGCUAAUCAGCUCGCUCACACUAACCUGAAAAAUCAGCUGCAUAAAAUAAGAAACAUGACUAAUGAACUAAACUGGAAAGCUCGAGUCAGCCCACCUCAUGCAGAGCCGGCUCGUGUCACUACUUUAUUUACUUCCUUCUGCUCUCAUUAAUCAUUUAAUUGCUGUGACUUGCUAAGCUCAGUCAGGUCGUGACGUAGCACAUCUAAUCAAUUUAGUUACUAAGUAACGCUCUAAUGCUGGCUUCACAUUUUACUGUUUUUUGUAGGUAGAUGUUGAGUUUAUUGCAGUAUCUUCACUGAGAGAGAGCAUUGUUUUUUGGGGGGGGGGGGGGGUUUGGUCCCUCACUUGUGCUCUUGUUGGUCAUUGUAACACAAACUGACAUGCCAGGACAGCAUGGGUCUUUUUAGGGAAAAACUCUUCACAGCACUGAACAAGAGUUUGUCGGCGCCACAUCUGAGGCAGUUUGAGGGUGGGGCGUUUUCUGCAUCCCUGAAUUAAAAUGCUUCAUCUACAAAGGGGUUUUUAGCUUAGCCAUUACUAAAUAUUUUCAUUAACUGCUGUUGCAUAGCUAAAAUUAGCCUGAGCUGUUUGUGGUGAGGAGCAAAAGAGGUCGUGGGUGAAUACGCCGGUUACUCUGGCAGGAGCUUUUCAUGGAGAUUACGAGUGAGCUCAAACUGACUUGCGUUCAAGUGUUCACCACCUUUUAAGGUGAUUUCAGAGGGUGAACUGAUUAUUCUCUGCAUCUCAUGUAGGAAAUUCAGUGCUAAUUGGAAAAUAAGCAAGCCCUCAAUGGCAGGAAGAUCAGAGGGGGCUGCUCCUCAGUUGUCUCAUACUUGUAUUCAGCACUGGUUGUUCUGCAUACUCGGCAUAGAUGUGCAUGAAAUGAAUAGGCUGUAUCUAUAGACCAGCAUAAAUACUGCAAAGAAACUGAAAUGAGAAGUUCUACAAAGAAAAAUGACACUUGCAUGAUUUUAUAUCUGAAUAUCUGGUUUGUAAUCUUUAAGGGAAUAACUGAACAUUCUGUGAAUGGCUGCUCUUUUCUUGCUGAGAUUUCAAUGAGAACAUUGAUAUCACUGUGAAGUCUGAGACUGCGAUGGCAACAAAAGCCACCCACCUGCACCUCUAAAGGUUAAUCACUAAUUAAUGUUUUACGAAAAAGUCAGCAAGUUCCAUUUAAUCUUAGUUUUUUACAUCACUACAUGCUGAGUGACUGUAGGAUGUGUUCUCAUGUGACUGAAAUGUGAGGAAGCGUCACCUUUCACUUUCUACACAUGGCCGUACUCACAAAAGCACUCUGCGUGUGGAAAGUCAUUGUCUGGUAUGCGGCCUCACUGAGAACAUGCUCAGGUUCUCCUUUUUAACAUGACAGUUAUGAGAAGUCAUAUUUAUAGAUCCAGUUCAGCAGACAUUUCAGCACUAAGAGAUUUUUAUUUUCACUGAGUGAAACAAGCUCCGCUUAUUUUCUGAAUUAUUUUUGCUACCAGUCAGAACAGAAGAUGUAUUCCCUGAUGUUGUUUUUAAAGUCCCAAAAGAAUCAUUUGUUACACUCUUUUAUUUUUUAUUAUGCAAAUGCUUUGUAUUGCACCUUGUUCCACAUUUUGCAGUCAUUUCAGAAUCCAUUGUAACACAAUCAUUGGCGCUAGAUUUAUUUUACCUAUUUAACUGUGGCCCGAUACAGUGAGUUUAUGGGUUUUACCUAAAUUGAAGGUUUGCAGUCUUUCUCUCCCCCACACUGCAUUAUUAAAAGUAUCGUGAGUACAAACUGCUUUUCUAUCGAUUUGUGAAUGAUAUUAACUUUAGUGCUGCCGCUGUGUGGAGUGCUCACUUUUAUAUAAAUAUGAUGCUAUAAAGUGACCUUUUAGUAUCUUUCAACUGAGCUGGACACUUUGAAUUUUAGUGUUGACUUUUUAGAAGAAAUGAUUUCUAUUUUUAUAUGUGGAUAAAGGAAGUGGCAUGUACUGUAACAUAAAGGUAUAUACUUGGAGCUCUACUGGUUGUUGGUUCAGUCAUAUGAAACAAUAAAUUGUUAAAGAUU
Archocentrus centrarchus (flier cichlid) is the source of this 6594-nucleotide messenger RNA. Its product is annotated as E3 ubiquitin-protein ligase MARCH6-like. The transcript has 26 exons. Gene Ontology annotation, biological process: ERAD pathway. Gene Ontology annotation, cellular component: endoplasmic reticulum membrane. The record is from RefSeq and is a predicted model, not a curated record. NCBI's taxonomy places the organism in Eukaryota, Metazoa, Chordata, Actinopteri, Cichliformes, Cichlidae. Gene Ontology annotation, molecular function: zinc ion binding. The coding region runs from base 559 to 3336 and encodes 925 amino acids.